Molecule: messenger RNA, 3279 nt
Organism: Papaver somniferum (opium poppy)
Lineage: Eukaryota; Viridiplantae; Streptophyta; Magnoliopsida; Ranunculales; Papaveraceae
Exons: 4
Coding region: 1-3279 (1092 amino acids)
Molecular function (GO): RNA-DNA hybrid ribonuclease activity; nucleic acid binding
Source: RefSeq, a predicted model, not a curated record
AUGGUAGAUGCUGAAACAGUUAGUAAAUACACUCAUAACUUGCCUUUUGAUGCUUGGUCUAUCAUUCAUGUUGUGGGUAAAUCUGGGGGUCUUGCUUUUGGUCAUUUUGAAAAGUCGAGUAUUGAAGUUCUUGGUUGUCCUGGUUUCGUUGUGGUUAACAAGCUCAAAAAUGUGAAGACUUAUUUAAUUAAAUGGAAUAUAAAUUCCUUUGGUCAUAUUAAAACUACUAUAGGUAGAUUAAAUUCGGAGUUAGAAAAACUUCAGGCUUUACCUUAUUCUCCUCAAAUUGGUGGUUAUAUCUUAAAUUACUCUCAACAGUUGGACUAUUGUUAUGAAGUUGAACAUAGUUUCUACAAACAAAAAUCUAGAAUCGACUACUUUACACAGUAUGACAGAAACACUCACUUUUUUCAUAAUACUGUGAAACUCAGAAACAUGUACAAUACAAGUCACACCAUUAGAGAUGAUCAAGGUAACUGGAUUGAGAAUAGAGAGCAGGUUGCUGAUUUGCUUUCUAAAAAUUUUAAGAAAAUUUAUACUACUUCCAACCCUGGGAAUAAGGAUAUUGAAGAAGCUCUAAGGUUUGUCAGUCCUAUUAUUUCUGAUGAAGUAAAUUCCUCCUUAACUGCCAUCCCUUCGAUUGAUGAAAUCACGGAUACAGUUAACAAUCUGUCUCCUUGGAGUUCUCCGGGAUCUGAUGGUUUCCCGGCGGGAUUCUUCAAGGAUAAUUUGGACAUUGUUCAGUCUGAAGUUGUGUCUCAUGUUCAAAGUUUUUUCAAAAAUAAAUUUCUUCUUAAGCAAUCUAAUUUCAAUUUUAUUACUUUAAUUCCUAAAACUAAAAAUGCCUCCUCUCCACAUGACUUCAGACCUAUUAGUUUAGCUAAUUCAGUCUACAAAAUUAUUUCUAAAAUUCUAACUAAUCGAUUGAAACCUCUUUUAGACUCUUUGAUUUCUCUUUUUCAAUCUGCUUUUGUUGCCAAUAGACAGAUUCAUGAUAAUAUUGUUAUCACCCAUGAAAUUCUUUAUUCCUUUAGAAAGAAAAAGAGAAAUUCAAAAAAUGGUCACCUUGCUAUUAAGCUUGAUUUAUCUAAGGCUUUUGAUAGGUUGGAAUGGCCUUUUAUUCUUGCGGUUUUUAGGAAGCUUGGUUUUUCUGAAGACUGGUGUCAAAUGAUCUUGCAAUGUAUUAGUACAGUUUCUUAUUCUGUUCUGGUUAAUGGCUCACCUGGAGACACCUUCAUUCCUACUAGGGGCAUUAGACAUGGUGAUUUCCUUUCUCCUUACAUAUUUAUUCUUUGUAUGGAAGUUCUAUCUCAACUGCUUAUAAAAGCUGAAGAUGAAAAACUGAUUCAGGGUUUUAAGUUCAAAAAGAAUAGUCCGUCGAUUUCGCAUUUAUUUUUCGCAGAUGAUUGUAUGUUGUUUGUUAAAGCUUUUGUUACUUAUGCUAGGAAUCUUAUCAAGAUUAUUAAUGUCUUUGCUAAAGCUUCAGGUCAGGCGAUAAAUUUUGAAAAGUCGGGUUUCAUCACUAGUGGUAAGAUGCAUUAUAGGCAUAUAAUUUUUUUAUCUAGAACCCUUAAAAUGAAAUUUCUUAGUAACUCUGAAAAAUAUCUAGGUACCCCAUUAUUUAUAGGUAAAGAUAAAACUAAAUCCUUCAAUUUUCUCAUUGACAACUUUUAUGCUAGAUUGAGUUCUUCUAAGAAGUCCAAUUUAAAUGUUGCUGCUAGAACUGUGGUUACUAAACAUGUGUUGCCUAGUUUAGCUAUUUAUCAUAUGGCUUGCUUUCCACUGCCGAAAACAGUUGCGUCUAAAAUUGAUGCUAUUCAAAGAACCUUCUGGUGGUCAAAAAAAAAAAUCCUAAGCAUGUUGCUUACUUUCGUUCUUGGGGUGAUAUUGAACUUAUUAGAAAUUGACAAUGGUAUUGUAAAAGGGUUACACUUUAUCAGAGCUAAUUCAGUGGUAAAAAUAAACAAUGGGGUCUCUACUCGUAUAUGGAGUUUUAACUGGAUUCCAGGGUUUAGUAAUCCUCCUAUUUCUGCUCAUUCUUCUCGCAGUAAUUAUAUCUUUGUUAAUGACCUUAUAGAUAAUCAUAAUAAGUGUUGGAAUGUCAGUCUGUUAUCUACCUUAUUUUCUCCUGAUGAUGCUAUCAGAAUUAGAUAUAUUAGGUUAAAUCUUAAUCAGUGUGACUCCUUAAUGUGGGCUCACACCAGAAAUGGUAAGUUUAGGAUUAAGUCAGCCUAUAGAAUUUAUAUGAAUGAUUUUAGUUCCUCUGAAGAUUCGGCUUUUUGGAGGAAAGUUUGGGGUAUUGAUUGUCUGCCAAAGAUUAAGUUCUUCUUGUGGAAAAUUUUCGCUCAAAUGCUUCCUGUCAACUCUAUGCUUCAGCUUUAUAACCCGUAUGUGGAUGUGAUUUGUCCUCUCUGUCAUUGCCAUGAAGAAACUGUAUUGCACUUGUUUGUGAAAUGCUGUGUCGCUUCUCAUAUUUGGUUUGGAGUUUCUUUACAACACUUGAUUCUUACAGAUUUGGACUGGAUUGAUGACUUUUUUCUGUUUUGGCAUGAUUCAGCUCUUGGUAUUUCUCCUUUUAAAGUCUCUUGGCCUAGUAUUGGUGCUAUUAUCAUGUGGUGUAUUUGGAAGUUAAGAUGUGAUGUGCUUUUUAGACAGACUACUAUUGAUUUGAACAAGAUCAUUUUGGAAACUAAGAAAAUGAUUAACACCUAUAUUGCCCCUCAUGUUUGCUCUGGUGCUCUUGUCAGAGAUUAUAAAGUCCCCUUAAAUGUUGUGAAUCAUUUUAUGUUUUCCAAUGGUUAUUUUAAAGAUUUUAAAAUGGGUUUGGGUGUUAUCUGGUGUGAUAUUUCAGGAAAAUUAAAGAGUUCUCGCUCGGACUUUGGCUUGAUUCCAGAUGCAGUAGGUGAUGAAGUUGCUGCUCUCAUUUUGGAGAUCUCUUGGGCAGAAGAGAUGAAUCUUUCCAAAGUUGUUUUUGUUAGUUAUUGUCUCCAACUAGUGGAUUAUGUGAAUGGAGUCAGCUCUAAUAUUGCUUGGAGAAGUGAAGAUCUUCUCAAUCAGUGUCGGGUUUUAAUUUCUAGUUCUUGCUCCUUUAAAGUUGUGUUUGUGAAACGUGUGAAAAACCAUCUAGCAGAUCGGCUUGCCCGUAGAGUUAGAAAUUUUAGUCUUAAGGGUCUUUGGGUCUCAUAUCCCUCUUUUUUGAAUGCUCUUGUGAGGAAGGAGAACUUGAAUGUAAUUCUGUUCUUUGUUAAUCCCAUGGAACUAUCACAGGUGUAUCAGUGA